AUGGGAAAUUUGGGUUCCAACCGCAACCAAUAUAUGACUAUUUCGGUAUUGGAGAAUGUCGAAAAAAAAUUUGUCUCGUACACGUGGCGGGGACGCAUUGGUCAGAAACGCCCGUCUUCUAUCCCCUUAACCAGCGGACGAAAGUGGCAAGUCGUUGUUUACGAAGGCGGCAACCAGAGCACAACAAUCACGAAAGCCGUCUCAUUUUUCCCGCCAAUCCCAAAAUAUCCGCUCUACUUCAAUUUAUUUGCGAAAAGCCCAUCUCUGAAAGCGUCUGAUCUGCCGGCGGAGAUUGAUCCUGGUUUAGGGUUCAUUGGACUUUCCAUUACUGAUAAGAAGGAACCAAAUAGAGGGGGGGGAAAGAUAAAAGCUCUCUGGUUGCAAACCCCUAUUGCUGAUAGUGGUUUAGGCUUAUCUUUUGAAGCAGUUGUACAGAAUUUGAUGAAUUCCCAGUCUACUUGCCGCAACCAGAGACCCAAAGGGUUGAAGAUGAAGUAUUCACAUGAGAAGGCCUAUAGUGGAAGUGCAGAGAACAAGGUUAGUGAAGAACGCGGUUCUGAUAUUUUGGGGCGCAAAGGGAAUGCAGGGUGGUCAAAAGAUGGCGGUAUAUUUGGAUUAGAAGAUGUAAAUCUUGUGGAAGGAAGUAUAAAGAAAGAAGAUGGAGGUGUUGGAGAUGAUAUGUUAGGUGAAAAUGCUGAAGAGAAUAAUGAAGCAGAAUCUAACAAAGUAGAUGAUCAUGCUCGUGGAAAGCUUGCGAGGCAUGAAGGGAAUGAAAUUGAAAGGACAGAAAUGCAGUACAAAGUAUUGAACAUUACAGAUGAUAAUUCUGAUGUUGAAGACAAAGGAAAUGAUGAACCAGUGGGGCUCAACAAGAACUCAUUGCAAGAAGAAAAUUCUCAAGAGAGACAUGGAGAUACACAGGAAAUUAUCUCGGAUCACGAUGGUGAGAAAUAUGUGAAGAAUAUUAGUCAUGAUGAAGUUGGAGAGGAAAAGGAGCAAAAUUCACAAGUUAAUCAUGAUAAGCAAGAAAAUGAAAAGGACCGAGAGAAAGAGCCACAGAGAUUGGAGGAGUUUAGUACUAACAAGGACAUUUCAGUACAACAUAGUCAAGGGAAGAGUGACACUCUAAAGGGCCCAGAUUCAGUGGUAGAUGGAGUCCAUGGAUUUAAUGAUGAGAAUGGUGUUCCUGUAGAUGGCAAUGAUCUCAUAGAGUCCAUAGUGACUGGAUCAAGCGAUGAUCAUGCAAUGGUUCUACAUCAGGAAAUGAAUUCAAGUUCAAACAAUCAAAGUGAAACGAAAGAAAACACUAUGAAGGAAGAAGUUGCAGCUAAAGAAGGAACAAAUGGCGCUGAUUUUGAAGCCAAAAGCAAAAUCUCAGUAGAAGACUCAAAAAUCAACAUGAAACCAAAGGUGGAAACAAGUUCUGGAAUUGGUGUUCACGCAAACACCUCAAGGAUCGAUAGUGUUUCAGAAACUACACAGGGAGGCAGUUCAGUUUCAGAUUCUUAA
Molecule: messenger RNA, 1509 nt
Organism: Prunus armeniaca (apricot)
Lineage: Eukaryota; Viridiplantae; Streptophyta; Magnoliopsida; Rosales; Rosaceae
Source: the annotation of a GenBank genome assembly